Molecule: messenger RNA, 1203 nt
Organism: Neospora caninum
Lineage: Eukaryota; Apicomplexa; Conoidasida; Eucoccidiorida; Sarcocystidae
Exons: 3
Coding region: 1-1203 (400 amino acids)
Source: RefSeq, a predicted model, not a curated record
AUGGCGACGUCGGCGGCUGGACUGGUCGUACUGCCGGCGCCAGACAGGGGUCUUCGGCGGAUGUUCGACCUUACUGGCUAUGCAGGCAAACCCUCGUUCUCUGCGCGAAAAGGCACUUGUGGUGAGCCUGUUGAUGACUCUUGGCAAGACAUCAUCGGGGAACACCGGCGUCCAAAGGUCUCAUCGUUGACCUCCGGGUCCGGGAUGGCUGGCGUCGAGGCCGGCCGCAUGAACGAGAUUCACCAGCACACUCGAAAACGUGUGGAUCCGGGUAAAGGCUGCAGUGACAAAGUCAGGGAUCUUCUGUCCUGCACACCCGUGCAGCGCAGAUAUUCUGAAGGCUUUCUCCCUACGGAGAAAGGAGGUUGUGCUGCAGGACAGGUGCCGUCGUAUCCGGCGGUCCGACCCAGCAAGCGGUCGUAUCUGCGGGUCUGCGCGGGAGAUCUGCCAGACCAGAGAAGGCAUUUUCAGACACGGUGGCAAGCCAUCGACGGGAAAAUGGAAUUCUGCACAUGCAGAAAAGGCGGCAGUGCGAGUGUAGAGUUCGACUACGAGCUGCUCGACCGAGAAGCUACAUAUCACACCUGGAAACGCAUGCAGGGAGCGUACAAUCGUCGAGGAAGAAGCAACCUGCAAUGGGACCGCUUCCUCACGGUCGAAUCUGAUGCACAACGAAGCGAUCGACUUCCAGAUGUGAAAAACCGGUCGCCACCGUUUGCAAACCCCGACGGACCCUUCGAAACGCGUGACGUCAGACGCCAUCCAAUGGAAGUUGGCAGUCUGGAUAGAACGCUCUGCCCUCGCAAGGGAGAACAGACAGCAGACAACCAAGCGAAGGGAAAGGCUCCCGGCGCCGCAGCUUCGUAUCUCCAGAAAAGCCACUUUCAGACGUCUUCCUUGACGCCUGUCCCCGACACGAAGCCGCGAUCGCAUUACAGAAAAUCAGUAUACGGUAACGUUAACGCCGAAGACUCCAUGUACUACAUAUUGCGAGAAGGAGUCGGUGGAUGUACGAACCGACCGUCGACACUUGAGAAACAAGAGCGCCCCGCCCAAGUCGCACAGCUGGGAGCCUCAGCCCCCGAACAGCCGCAGCAGAUCCAUCAGCACCAAGGGAUCCAGCGGCAGACGCCACACUCUGAAUAUGGGGUUUCCCCCAGCGAAUUUCAGGCUGCUUCGGAGCCAAGCAGCGACAGGCUGUAG